GAAAUCCAGGACUCCUACAUGGUAGGUAGAGCACUUCAAAUGGCAGAAACAUCCUAUGAAGAUGGCUCUGACGACCAGUUGUACCAACAACUAGUGACCAACGUUCGCCAUCAUCUGAUCAUCCUCAGAACUGUCAACCUCUUGGAGGCAGCAAUGAGCAAAUCGAUUAUAAUUCUCCUCUUCGUUAACAUGGGCGCCUUAUGUUCUAACCUCCUCGUUGUCGGUGUGCUGUUGCAGGCUGGUGGGGGAGUGACACGACCCCUGACUCUGACCGCCACGAUACCCUUCCUGCUGUACCAGACUGGCAUGUUCUGCGUCUUCGGGCAGAUGGUAACCGACCAGAGUGAGGAACUGCUGAUCUCUGCAUUCAGAUGCGGAUGGAACGAGAGUGACGCCCGUUUUAGACGCAGCCUGCUGAUCUUCAUGGCGAUGGUGAAUCGACCUCUGGAGAUCACUGUUGGGAAAACCUGCAAACUCUCCAGAGAGAUGUUCCUGCAGGUGCUGAACGGAUCAUACACAUUGUUCAACAUGUUUUAUCAAGUUCAUAGUACUUCGUGAAAUAUUGGCACUGGCUAUGUUCUAGAAGGAGUCACCUCUUCAGUUCAUAAUCCAGUAAACCACUGCAAUCCCACG
This is a messenger RNA of Schistocerca piceifrons (Central American locust), 633 nucleotides long. Its product is annotated as putative odorant receptor 19b. The coding region runs from base 19 to 558 and encodes 179 amino acids. Lineage: Eukaryota; Metazoa; Arthropoda; Insecta; Orthoptera; Acrididae. The transcript has 5 exons. Gene Ontology annotation, molecular function: olfactory receptor activity; odorant binding. Gene Ontology annotation, biological process: detection of chemical stimulus involved in sensory perception of smell; sensory perception of smell. The record is from RefSeq and is a predicted model, not a curated record. Gene Ontology annotation, cellular component: plasma membrane.